Molecule: messenger RNA, 1083 nt
Organism: Heterobasidion irregulare TC 32-1
Lineage: Eukaryota; Fungi; Basidiomycota; Agaricomycetes; Russulales; Bondarzewiaceae
Exons: 6
Coding region: 1-1083 (360 amino acids)
Biological process (GO): peroxisome fission
Cellular component (GO): peroxisomal membrane
Source: RefSeq, a predicted model, not a curated record
AUGUCUUCUGUUUCCUUUCCCAAUUCUUUGCCUAGCCAUGCUUCAUCAUCUUCCUCGCCUCUCGAUGGCUCAUAUUAUCCUACAUCAUUCGAGGGAAUGGGAAACAGUGGCUUCCAGAUGAACCCACACUCUGCGCAUCCCCCACGUACCCCUCGAACAUCCAUCAUCUCGCCAAAUGCCAGUGUUUAUACGCCGGAAGUAUACACCAGUCAUGAAGAGAUGGAGGAAAGGCCUACAGACCUCGAACAGGAAAUAGAUGAUGAUGAGGAUACUGCUAAGGUGAAUGCCAAAGCUCGCGUACGGAAGGAGGAGAUAUGGCGCGAGAUGUUGAAGACAAGCAACGGCAGGGACAAGGCAUUCGCGCUCAUCACGAAGAAGAACCGAUUGGGGGGCCGGGCUAGUCAAACGCUUGGAGUCGACUGUAUCAGUCGUAUUGAAGCGCAGAGCAGGAAAUGCCUCAUUCUGUUCAACUGGCUCUCUCCACUGACAUCUAUCAUGGCCGAGCAUUCUGCUGCUCCUAUAUACCCUCCAGAUAGGCCUUCCAAUAUGAAGGAGUCGACACCCAGGCCCCUGCUGCAUACGUUUCUCCAUGCACCACCACCCGUGCUACUUGAGCUGGUGAAUGCGUUUGCGGAUGAUAUCGCAACGUUCUCAAAACUUGGCCUUCUCGGCAAGCGUACUGGCGAUCGAGCCGGACGCAUAGCCGACUGUUGUUGGUUUGCCAGCACCCUUGUGAACCUUGUAGAGAAUGGUGUUGAACGCAGCAUCAUUCUCAACUCGCAGCGUGAAGUGGAAUCACGUCUGUUUGCCGAUUCCAUGACUGGCGCGACGGCCAAAUCGACCCCACGCAACACGAAGAUUGAUGAGACAGAACUGCAGCGAUUGCAGCGUCAGGAUCACUGGCUCCAGAUGAAUCGAAUAAAGCUGAUAAUGGACUUGAUGUUUGUCUCAUACGACGUCUUCAAAUUAAAACGCGGGAAGGACACAGUGAAGACUUUUACUGGCCUCGCUUCGGCCGUACUCAGCUCGGCCAAACUCUACGAUCGCCACAGGAACGUCCUUGUAAAGAAUCUAACCUUCUGA